This is a messenger RNA of Ctenocephalides felis (cat flea), 825 nucleotides long. RefSeq names its product gastrula zinc finger protein XlCGF49.1-like. Gene Ontology annotation, biological process: regulation of transcription by RNA polymerase II. NCBI's taxonomy places the organism in Eukaryota, Metazoa, Arthropoda, Insecta, Siphonaptera, Pulicidae. Bases 1 to 813 code for a protein of 270 amino acids. The record is from RefSeq and is a predicted model, not a curated record. Gene Ontology annotation, molecular function: RNA polymerase II cis-regulatory region sequence-specific DNA binding; DNA-binding transcription factor activity. The transcript has 5 exons.
AUGGCCGUUGGUGCUGGUUUGACAGCUAGUCAAAAUAUGGGCCAUCAUCAGGGAUACAAUGACUUUCAAUUAGAUUUUCUAGAACUUCCAGGGUCCUCAAUUAGAAACUUCAUCAGUGAUGGACAUUUUCAGAACUUUCAGGGUCCUCAACUAGGAUCUUCAUCAGAGAUGGACAUUAUCGGAGACGAAUCCAGAAAGAAACGUGGCAGGACGAGGAAAAAACAACCGACUUUAUGUGACACCUGUGGUAAAUCUUUUAGAUACUCCAGUGAACUUACUCGGCACAAAAGAACUCACUCAGGCUUAAAACCACACGCUUGUUCCAUUUGUGAAUUCAGAUUUACAGAAGCCUCACAACUCAAAAGGCAUCUACUUCGCCACACUGGUAUCAAGCAGCAUAAAUGUCCGAUUUGUAACAAAGCCUUUGCAGAGACGACCAAUGUGAGGAAGCAUAUUCGAGCUGUUCACAAUGUGGAGAAGAAUUUAGAGUGUUCGGAGUGCAAGAAAAUGUUUUAUAUGUCUUCGCAGUUGAAAGUUCAUAUGAGGACUCAUACUGGGGAAAAGCCUUAUUGUUGUACUAUGUGUCCUCAGAAGUUUUCGCAUAAGAAUAGUUAUACGAGGCAUUUGAGGGUGCACUCAGGAGAACGCCCGUACUGUUGUAGUGAUUGUGGAUCCAGUUUUAGUGAUUCCGCAAAUUUCCGUGCACAUAUUCGUCUUCACACCGGAGAAACUCCUUAUAAGUGCCCCAUUUGUAAUAAGGGCUACGCACAGAAUAGUAACCUCAAGAGCCAUAUGAAACAACACAAAAAAUAGAUGCGUACUUAU